Messenger RNA from Mycotypha africana, 1581 nucleotides. RefSeq names its product kinase-like domain-containing protein. Bases 103 to 1404 code for a protein of 433 amino acids. Lineage: Eukaryota; Fungi; Mucoromycota; Mucoromycetes; Mucorales; Mycotyphaceae. Gene Ontology annotation, molecular function: ATP binding; protein serine/threonine kinase activity. Gene Ontology annotation, cellular component: cytoplasm; nucleus. Gene Ontology annotation, biological process: signal transduction; peptidyl-serine phosphorylation; endocytosis. The record is from RefSeq and is a predicted model, not a curated record. The transcript has 4 exons.
UUUUUCCCAAAUUUCUAUUGUUUUUAACCCUUUCUAAUUCUUUCCUUUUGUCAUUGACCCGCCCUUUCCAUUUGAACUUGAUUUGUUUAUGCACAAGUUAUCAUGACAGCAAAUAAGCACUCGAUUAGAAACGUUGUAGGUGUACAUUAUAAGGUUCUAAGAAAAAUAGGUGAAGGAAGUUUCGGUAUCAUAUAUGAGGGCUGCAAUUUGUUGACAAAACAACCUGUGGCCAUCAAAUUUGAACCAAAAAAAACUAGCGCACCUCAACUAAAAGACGAAUAUCGAACAUACAAAAUGCUAGCAGGCAUUCCUGGCAUCCCAAAUACGUAUUACUUUGGACAAGAAGAUGCUUAUAACAUUCUUAUUAUUGAUUUGCUGGGUCCCAGCUUGGAGGAUUUAUUUGAUUUAUGCGGAAGAAAGUUCUCAGUCAAAACAGUAGCCAUGUUAGCAAUCCAAAUGGUCACAUUGGUCCAAUCUGUUCAUGAGAAUGACCUUGUUUAUAGAGAUAUCAAGCCUGAUAACUUUCUCAUUGGUACACAUAUAACAUCAGCAUUGGACAUAGACACAGGGGAAGUUGAAGAAGCUCAGAAAACCAGUUGUGAUAGAAAAGAUGAAGACGGUAAAAUCUACAUGGUUGACUUUGGAAUGGCCAAACUGUAUCGUGACAGGUUAACCAAAAAGCACAUUCCAUUUCGCGAAAGAAAAAGCUUAUCUGGUACAGCAAGAUACAUGAGCAUACACACACAUUUAGGCAGAGAACAAUCGAGAAGAGAUGAUCUGGAAUCCUUAGGACACGUUCUAUGUUAUUUUCUGCGAGGUCAGUUGCCUUGGCAGGGCUUAAAAGCCGCUACAAAUCGACAGAAAUACGACAAGAUUAAAGAAAAAAAACAAUCAACAAGUAUAUAUGACCUUUGCGAAGGCUAUCCGAGACAAUUUAUCAAGUACCUUCAAUAUUGUCGAAAGUUGAAUUUCGAUGAAACGCCCGAUUAUGAUUGGUUAAGGACUCAAUUUCUGGAUGUCCUUCGGGAUUUGGGUGAAGAAAACGAUUUGGUCUUCGAUUGGAUGCUAUUGAAGGAUAAAAGAAGGAAGAAGAUUAGUUGGCAAAAAGCACUAGAAGAAAGAAAACGACAGCAGCAGCAGCAGAAGAAGCCGUUGUUGUUGCCACCGCCGCCAGACACCGGCAAUAUUGUGCCUUUGGGAGGACCAACGACAACGGCUGCGACUAAACUUAAUGAAAACUUUCACUCACAGGAGCGACUUGUAAAAUCACAAGCAAAAGAACGUGAGCAAGCUGGGAUUGGGGCACAAAAUCUUUUCACGGACGAUCCCAACUCUCUGCAUUCGGCAAAACAUAGUGGAUGGACAAAGAUCAAGUCAAUCAUAAGUUGUGGUUUGUUCAACUGACCCUCAUCACAAAGAUUAUAGCAUGUUUACUGUUUUCAAUAUUUAUUCGUCUUUUUUGAUCUUCUUACCACUCGUAUAAUAACGUGCACCAGUCCUUCCGUUCUUUCUGGUACAUAUACUAUAUCCUAGUUCUACUCUUUACUCCCUUUAUAAUACACUUGAUUAUUGAAUAAACCA